GUGGGAUCUGAACAUGGCUGCGGUGGUAGCUGCUACGGCGCUGAAGGGCCGGGGGGCGAGAAAUGCCCGCGUCCUCCGGGUUUUGAAACCUUUUCCCGGAUUUCAUUCAUACGCCUCCUGUGAGUCCCACUGCAGUCCUUCCCAUCCUGUCGUCUGAGAUGAAGAACAGCGAAGCUCGCUCUCCUGGCACCAGGGUGAUGAGCCCGCAGUGACGUGGAAGUGAUUUCCAAAGGGAUUCUCUCAGGAGCCACGGCCAACAAGGCUUCCCACAACAGGACCCGGGCACUGCAAAGCCACAGCUCCCCAGAGUGCAAGGAAGAGCCGGAGCCCCUCUCCCCUGAGCUGGAAUACAUUCCCAGAAAGAGGGGCAAGAACCCCAUGAAAGCUGUGGGACUGGCCUGGUACAGCCUGUACACCCGCACCUGGCUCGGGUACCUCUUCUACCGACAGCAGCUGCGCAGGGCUCGGAAUCGCUACCCCAAAGGCCACUCCAAAACCCAGCCCCGCCUCUUCAACGGAGUGAAGGUGCUUCCCAUCCCAGUCCUCUCAGACAACUACAGCUACCUCAUCAUCGACACCCAGGCCGGGCUGGCUGUGGCUGUGGACCCUUCCGACCCUCGGGCUGUGCAGGCUUCCAUUGAAAAGGAGGGCGUUACCUUGGUUGCCAUUCUGUGCACCCACAAGCACUGGGACCACAGUGGAGGGAACCGGGACCUCAGCCGGCGGCACCGGGACUGUCGUGUGUACGGGAGCCCUCAAGAUGGCAUCCCCUACCUCACCCAUCCCCUGUGUCAUCAAGAUGUGGUCAGCGUGGGACGGCUUCAGAUCCGGGCUCUGGCCACUCCUGGCCACACACAAGGCCAUCUGGUCUACCUGCUGGAUGGGGAACCCUACAAGGGUCCCUCCUGCCUCUUCUCAGGAGACCUACUCUUUCUCUCUGGCUGUGGACGGACCUUUGAGGGCACCGCAGAAACCAUGCUGAGUUCGCUGGACACUGUGCUGGGGCUGGGGGACGAUACCUUGCUGUGGCCUGGUCAUGAGUAUGCGGAGGAGAACCUGGGUUUUGCAGGAGUGGUAGAGCCCGAGAACCUGGCCCGGGAGAGGAAGAUGCAGUGGGUGCAGCGGCAGCGGAUGGAACGCCGGAGCACGUGCCCGUCCACUCUGGGGGAGGAGCGCUCCUACAACCCCUUCCUGAGGACCCACUGCCUGGAGCUGCAGGAGGCUCUGGGACCAGGCCCUGGCCCCACCGGGGAUGAGGGCUGCUCGCGGGCCCAGCUCCUGGAGGAGCUCCGCCGGCUGAAGGACAUGCACAAGAGCAAGUGAUGCCCCAGCCCACCCACCCCACCCGCUGCACGGUGGAGAGGCCACCCAUCACUCGCUCCUCGCCUCCCUCUCAUCGCAACACCACCACCAUUGGCACCCGCGGCGGCAUCCUUCCCCCUCACUGGCCAGGAGGAGGGGAGGGACAAGACGAUGAGAUCAAGAGGAAGGGGCUGGCCAGAGGCUCCGAGAGCCCGCAGAGAGAGACUGAGUUCAGGGUGAGAGGAGAGAAGGGGCCGUGGGACAUCUCCAGACCCCUGACUGGGAGAGUCCUCUCGUCCCUUCCCUACUCCUGGGACAGCAGCACGGACUUGGAGCUGCUGCAGCUCCUCCCUCUGGGGCUCCCUGGCUCAGCUCUGGAACCCAGGGCAGCAGGAGCUAUGGCCAGGUUGAGGCCCUCUUCGCUCUCCCUGACCCAGGGUUGGAGAAGGGACUCAGCCCCCAAGGUGGCCUAAGGUGUAGUGCCUUGGAAAGGUGGCCAUCCGGAGGUGCACCCAGCCUCUGGUGUACUGAGACUGCUCUCCCCCCAGGCCCGCCCACUCCACCCCUCCCCUGCCCUGCCAAGGCGUUUUUCAGACAGAGCCAUUCCUCAGAUCACUGAAAGGGCUGUACGGCUGGCUGGUGGCUGGCCAAUCUGGGCCUCAGUGGCUCCCCCAGAGCUUGGAGAGGGAGGGUCCUGGUUGCCAAGGAAACCCCCACCACAGGCUGAGGUGACUGGAGGCUGGGAUGUGCAGCAGCAGGUCACUCGCUCUCCACUCUCCCCCCUCAUCUGGCCGGGUCCCGCCUGCUGGCCUCUGCCCCUGACUGAGCCAGAAGGGCCUUCCUUCUCAGGGGAGAGAGAGCCAGGGUUCACCCCGGUCAUGUG
Tupaia belangeri chinensis (Chinese tree shrew) is the source of this 2185-nucleotide messenger RNA. It is a transcript of the gene PNKD, whose product is annotated as PNKD metallo-beta-lactamase domain containing. Gene Ontology annotation, molecular function: hydroxyacylglutathione hydrolase activity. The record is from RefSeq and is a predicted model, not a curated record. The coding region runs from base 379 to 1323 and encodes 314 amino acids. Lineage: Eukaryota; Metazoa; Chordata; Mammalia; Scandentia; Tupaiidae. Gene Ontology annotation, cellular component: mitochondrion. The transcript has 11 exons.